AUGUUCGACCUAACGAAGGAAUGGAAUCUGUCGUUCGCCGGCUGCGGGUUCCUGGGGAUCUAUCACAUCGGAGUGGCCAGCUGCCUGUUGGAACAAGCGCCCUACCUCAUCAAAGGUGCCACCAAGAUUUACGGGGCUUCGGCCGGUGCCCUAACCGCCUCGGUGCUCGCCAGCCAGGCAUCCAUAGGUAGGCAUCCAAUACCCAACACUGGCCCCUUGAUUUCACCGGUCCCUGUCAUCAGUGGAAUGCCUAGAUGGGGACUUUUAAGCAAAAGGGGCGCACAAGGAGUAGCCUAGUCCUCUCUUUCAUGUGUUUAGGCAACUUUAGAGAAGCAACUAAAUUAACUUUAAAGAAUAAUCACUUGUGGCCUUGAUACAUGGGGUAAAAUUAUUUAAACAAUGCUUAAAACUUUGCAGGUAUGUAUAGGUGGUUAUACUGGUGCUCCUUUGUAGCUCAGUAUAGAGCAUGGCGCUUGUAACGCCAAGGUAGUGGGUUCGAUUCCCGGGACCACCCAGACAUAAAAUGUAUUCACACAUGACUGUAAGUCUCUUUGGAUAAAAGUGUCUGCUAAAUGGCAUAUAUUAUUUUCAUGUUAUAAACUACCAAUUAUUAAUAAUUACAUAAUUACAUGGUCAGAGUCAAAAUGCCUGCCUGUUUAUAAAUAUUGUAGCCUACCAUUGAUAAAUGCCAUCUGAGUCAGUUAUAGGACUAUUGACCUAUUGGUCAUCUGGAUCAGCGGCCUCCCAAUGGUACUGAUUGAUCUCGCUGACUAGGGGAAAACACAAUCCCGAUUAAGAGCAAACAUGCCCCUGCAUGACAUAGAACGUGACAUAGUAAGCUCUUAGCUAAGUCUCUGUGUGAUACCAGGCCUCUUUCACUUUCUUUUAAACCCAAUAACCUUAUAGUGAAGAGACCAAGGACUAGUCUGAAAGGUUUCUUGGAAUCAGUCCAUACCUGGCACACUUAGUACGUGUCCCAGUUGUAUCAUGUCUAAUUGAGAGAGAAAGAGAGACAGUUAAAGAGGGUGAGAGAGUGAAAGAGUAAUAGAGGGAGACUUAUUGAGUGAACAGUCAAUAUAGGGGUCAUUAAGAGUCAAAAGAAAGCACUGGAUUGUUGUGAAAAAUUGGCAGAAGAAAGAUAGAUAUAGGUUACCGUUCAUGACAUCAGUUCUUAUAGGGUUACGUUUUUGCCAGAGUUUCACUGUGUCAGUGACUCACAUGUGUUCCACUGAUAGUGUAAGUAACAUCAUUAUUCCAGCCAGAUAAGACUACCUCAGUAUUUUCUAAUCACUUGAUUUUCUUUACUAGAACUCUGUCUGUGUGCAUAACAGUCUUUAGAUCCAUUCCGUCCAAGUGUAGAUAAGAUGAACACACAUAACUAGCUCAGUAAAGGUGCAGAGCAGUAAAUAAGUGAAAUCAGUGGAGAAAUGGGUUUUGUGAGCUACAGAUCACUGUUUAAUUCCCUUGAGAAUCAAUCUUGCUUUGAAUAAAACACAUUAUCCAAUUCCUCCCAAUGGAAGGCCCUAACACACUGUCUCUCCGUCCCUCCCCUCCUCUAGCUAAGUGCUGUGAGGAUGUGAUCGAGACGGUCAAGGAGGCUCGGAAGCGUAACCUGGGUCCCCUCCACCCCUCAUUCAACCCGCUCAAGAGCAUCAGGUCGGGCCUGGAGCGCGACCUGCCCGCCGAUGCACACACACUCGCCUCCGGGAGGCUGUGUGUGUCACUCACUCGCGUGUCUGAUGGACAAAACGUCAUCGUGUCCGAGUUCAAGUCCAAGGAGGAGCUCAUCCAGGUGAGUGUGCCUCGCUCAACCCACCUGGGCUGCUAUUCACAAAACAUAUCCGAGUAGGAGUGCUGAUCUAGGAUCAGUUUGGCCUCUUAAAUCAUAAUGGAUAAGGAGGUGGCACCUGAUCCUAGAUCAAUACUCCUACUAUGAAACACAUUGUGAAUAUGGGUCCUGAACACCCCUGAGCACUUGAGAGUUUUUCCAUAUCCCAUAUUUAUCCCAUACAUAUUUGUCCUUUCACCUACUGGCCUUGCCAUUGACUUUUUACAUAAGUUGUAUUUAGUGUAAACUGGGUUGAACUGUGUAACAUCUCUUUCUCUGGUGUGUCCACAGGCGCUACUGUGUAGCUGUUUCAUCCCCAUAUACUGUGGCCUGAUCCCCCCAUCCUUCCAAGGAGUGGUACGUUUCCUUGAACACUGUUUCCUUAUUUUCUAAGAAGAAGCAGCAGAUGUUGGACUUGGUUUAUUAUGGUCUCAUCUUUGAUGCCUUUAUUGCUCAGGUCAUAGUCAUAAGGAGGCUAUAGGUUCAAGUGUUACACAAUGUUGUCUUUUUCUGUUCGUGUGUAUGUCUGUCUGUCUGUCGGGUCUGUGCAUACACUCUGGUACUUGUCCAUUUGUCAGUCUACCCUACCCUAGUAGCUAAUCAGCCCGAGGACCAUUUCCCUUGGCAGGCCAGUGGUGUAUUAUAUACUUCCAGAUUGGCUUCUGGCCUCAGCAGAUUGGGACCAGGGAGUCCAGGGUGGCUCCAUUCUAAACUGAGUCACUAGGACAUAGGAGCACAGUCCUCCAAAACAUAAACUACCAUAUAACACUGACCUAUUUAGGUAGCUUUUUCUCUAGUAUAUUUCACUGCUAUCUGCUCUUGUUAUUCUUGAGGGCAUAUAGCUGCUAUCUGGGCAUGUCCCUGGCUCAGUGCCAAAGGAUACAUCCAUAGAACACAGGUAGAACACACUGGAUUGUACAAUAAAUAUAGGUUAUAGUUAGUGUGUCCUAUAGCCGGGUGAGUCAGGUUCACAGAUAGCUAUUUAGAGAUCCUGUUUAAACUCCUCCACCCCCGCCCAGCCGUCUCUCUCUCUCUCUCUCUCUCUCUCUCUGCUGUACAUUGUGUACCAUUCUGUCUCAGCUGUACAUUGUGUACCAUUCUGUCUGAGGUGAAGAACAGGCUCAGAGCCAAGUCUACAUUGUGACUCAACACAUUAACACACAUACCUGUCUUAUGCCCCGUCUCUCUAUAUAGAUGUAUGCCCUAUACUAGGCCUAUUAAGACCAACAUAUACAACAGUCAUAUAUGACUUAUGAACAGCAUAUCUGAGGGCAUGAAGUUCAACUUUCUACCAGUUGACUGAGCAUGUACUUUUUCAGAAUAUUGUACCAACUAUUUAUUUACCUUUCUUGUGAAAGUGAUGAAGUUUCAUUUAAAAUAGAUUUCAACACGGGACUACAUUCACGUAACAGUUGGCUAUGACACUCUGAACAAGGAAAUAUACUACAAUCUUUGCCCUCAGCCCUGAACUCUCUUUGCCAACCUCACUGCCAAAUUGAGUCUUGAUCUGGCUUUGGAACUGGCACUGCUAUCCUUUUUCCCUCAGAUGUUCUAAGCGUUUUACACUGGAAAACUAUUAAUUCAUUUGGAAAUGUUAGAGGGUCGCUCGCAUCUGAACUUGAAAUGGAGCUACAUCGUGUAAUUAUGUAAGACUGGCGUAAAAAUUGAUUAAUUCUCCAAAUAGUAAUGUCAGAUUGUUUGGUCAUGAGUUGGCAGUGUGGAGAGGCUGGCUAAUGGUAAAUAUUGUACUGACAUGCCUAAUAUGCCCUCAAAGGAGAAUGUUACCUUGAAUAUGUCGUAUCAUAUUAGAUUUCAGUGAUAACCGAGUUGGGUUAUAAGUGACGUGUUUUUUAGCAGAAGAUAGGUGGAGGAAGUCAACAACAAAUAUUUAUGAGUCCAACAACACAAUAUUCUCACUUUAUCACCCUCUUCUCGCUGCAGCGUUACGUGGAUGGGGGGAUCAGUGACAACCUUCCUCAGUCGGAGCUGAAGAACACCAUCAGCAUUUCUCCGUUCUCGGGCGAGAGCGACAUCAGUCCCCGGGACACCUCCUUCAACUUCCACGAGCUGCGAUUCACCAACACCUCCAUCCAGAUUAACCUGGGCAAUAUGUACCGCCUCAGCAAUGCCCUGUUCCCCCCAGAACCCAAGGUAGGACGCCUGCUAUGACUGCUUACCAAUGCGUUAUGCAUAGCCGCAGGAAGAUGUUUGGGGGUGGGGGUGCUGCGAUUUUUCCGCCGAGGGGGCGGAUAACGUGCUGCAGCACGUUAUAUAUGGGUUAUGAAUGUGUUAUGAAGUCCUUAUGUAGGCCCUGUUGCCAAAGGUAGGAUGGAGGAUCAGGAUGCUCCUUAGUCCCAUUCAUAAAUGCCUUAUGUAUGGGUUAUGAAUGUGUUAUGAAAUCCUUAUUUAGGUACCCUUGAAAUAGUUGUUUUCCAUGGUUCUAAACAUUCUAUACAUUUCUGUGGGAGAGUGUAGUAGUCUGGUAUGGGAGACUGGACACCUCAUAGUUUGACCCCUGACCUCCCACUAUCCUAUUCCCUGAUUAUACAACCCCAUUUCGCCCCCUACCCUGUCUCCUCUUUGGACUCUGCCUCCUACCCUUACCUCCCAUACUUCCCAUCUGAACUUUGCCCUCCCCUGUCCCUCCCUAACUCCAUAGUGAUCAAUACUGGCAGGACAUUAUUGGCUUCUGUCCCUGUUGAAUUACAUUCCCUGUAUUCCACAUUCUUCUUCACUGUCUGGAUAAUAACAUGGGAGUGAACUUUUAGCGUAAGACAAACUUUGCCCUCUUUGAGGUUGAUCUGUGUCUCUUGGUAAUAACACCGUUUUCGCUGUGUUAUUAUUGUUGCUGUAAUCCAAGAUUUGCCACCGUCUUUUCCCUUCACGUGUGCCUGGAAUGUUGUGUUUUCUGGAAUUUUGGGAUGAUGUCAUCCCUGUGGUCACAAAUCCCGCCAACAGAGCCAUGUGCAGAGGCCCUACUUAGAAUAAGUGAAUAAUGUGUUUUUCUUGACUCAGGAAACCUUUACAUUUGACAGUGUUUACAUAUGACAUGGACAGACACACACAUAGAAAACUCCACCCUAACUUUUCCCUCACGUAUAAUAAUUUAACCUACCCUGACUAACUUCACACAUAGGUAGUGUCACUGUGAAGUUACCUGGCCAGAUACCUCUCUCCCUGUGGCUUUGUUGUUGUAGGAACACACAGAAUAAGGAGUAGCCAGAGAACAGAGAGAACUCUGCCACGUUGACCUUUAACACCUAGUUAAACACUUCCUGGAUUGCUGUCCAUUCACAAAUACAGGAGCCUGUUGCCCAGGAGGGUUCAGGCUGAUAUAAGUAAUUCCCCUCUGUUUUAUGUGGUUAAAAACAGCUGUACUUGUGUAAUACAGUUGUUAACUGUCAGCAAUAACAUGAUUGCUAAUCAGUCAGUGGUAGUGAUAACAAAUGACAAAAUUAAGGUGAGAUCAUAUAUCUUGUGUGGGUAUAUCUGAGUCAUAAUGAUCCUGUGAUAUGAUUAUGAGUGUCUUACAUGUGUAUCCUCUAUCGCUUAAAUAUGAGCAGUAUAUUUAUUCAAUCUACCUCUUGCAUAUGAUCCCCUACCUCAAUAGGUAUGAUCUAUGUGUUUUCUUUGGCAGGUCAUGGCAGAGAUAUGUCAGAGUGGCUACAAGGACGCCCUUCGCUUUCUUGAGGAGAACCGUGAGUAUUACUAUGUUGCCUUUGACAGUAAUAGUGGCAGUACUAAAAUGAUAAGCUACUGUGACAUAUAUGCAGUGAGCAUCAAUGAUGUCAAUUGUACAGGGUUCAACAUGAAGUAUGGAGUAAACCAGCACUUAUUUAUUGGGGUAGUAUUUUUAUGCUGUGUUACAAAGAUUAUUCAUGUAUUGUUUAUGAUGUCAGAUCUGCUGAAGCUGGAGUGUCCGACUGUCGGCCCCAACCCAUCAGAAGCCAUACACACCUGCUGCUGCAAGCCCAUCGCCACGGAAACCACUAAGGACUGGCUGCUCCGGCGGCUCCGCCUCCUGAGGAAGCGGCACUGGUGGCUGGACGAGCAGAUUGUUGACAACCUGCCUAUCCAAAUCAAAAAAGGUAGAUAGGAGGUUAACCUAGACUUUCAGAUAUUUUCUGCUCAAAGCUGUUAGAAGCUGUUGUUAUCUAGUUAUAACAUUGUGUUGUCACUGUGCUCUUGUCAGUGACAUGUGGUUGUUGUGUGUAUCUGAAAGUCCUCUGAGGCUGUGCGAAGUGUAACAUAUUGUGUGUCUAUGACUGUAGUGUUCUGUGAGGCGUGCCAGCAGAAGCCUGGUCUGUAUGCUAAGGUGUCCGAGAUGCUGCCGGUCAGAGUGGCCUCCUACAUGCUCCUGCCCUGCACACUACCUGUGGUGUCAGCCUACUCAGUGGGCAAGAGGUAAGACUACAUCCUACACCACUAGUGCUACCUACCACAAACAAGCCCUCAAUGAACUCAAUGCGGUCACAGUAGCUCAAACAGCAACAAAUGAUGACAACAGUAAUGCAAACAAAUCAGCUUCUAAAAGCCCUGAACUAGCCUUUAGCAUUACUAGCCUUUAGCAUACAGUAGCCAAUACCUUCAAACUAUCCCUGACAGAAACCACUGACAACAAAGUAGUCAUUAGCCCACCACAGCAACCAAAUAACACUGGGAAUGCAAACAAACUAGGAAUACAAACAGGUUUCCUACUAAAUGCAAUCAAUGUGAAUGUGCUGCACAGGGACGCCAACUAGUGGGCAAGUCAAUCCACCCAGGAAUUGUUGAGAACUGGCCUCCCCUAGUGGUACAUCACAGUACAUUGACUCUGUGUUGUCCCUCUCCUGUGCUCCAGGUUUGUGGAGUGGAUCCCAGAGGUGCCUGCAGACAUGCGUUGGCUAGCUGGGGUGGCUGGGGAUGUGGCUGGGAGCGUGUACAGACAGGCCUGGAGAGGAGCACCAGCAGACAUAACCAGGUGAGAGACAUGGAAUUAUUACUACUAGGUUAUAUUAUGGAUGGAUGGAGUCUACUUGUAGAUUUGUAUGUCUGUCAUACAGUAUAAAUAAAGUCUAAUGGCCUUGUGUGUUUUUCUUUUUGCAGUGAUGGUUCCCUGAGGAAUUGCCUGAGUUUGCCUCCACCCCUGGAUAGUGACAGACACAGGGAGAGAAACGGUCACCUCGCCGGGUUCGCUCUCUCUGCUCUCGACCUCCAAAGCCAAUACUGGAACAUCCCGACCCCACCCUCUUCCCACUGCCCCACCAGCCCCCUCAUGCCCAGCCCCUCCCCACGACAGAUCUGCUUCUUUGUUGGCUCGCAGGAUGAGACUGACUGA
This is a messenger RNA of Coregonus sp. 'balchen', 7145 nucleotides long. The record is from the annotation of a GenBank genome assembly. NCBI's taxonomy places the organism in Eukaryota, Metazoa, Chordata, Actinopteri, Salmoniformes, Salmonidae.